GAUUUAUUGGAAUAUAUUUGCACAUCAGAAAACAACUGUCUAGUAGCGAUUGAUUUCGCCGGUCUGUCAACCAAUACCAGUGAUUUAUAUGAUUUCAUUGUGGCUCAUGGUUCCAUCAAAAAAAUAAUCAUUGACCUCUCUGCGUCUACUGGGCUCAUGAAGUAUUAUAACCGAGACGAUAUUAUUGAUAAUCCUAGCAUUUUAAAGGAUUCUGAUUGUAGAAAACCUUGUUAUAGACGGUCGUAA
Messenger RNA from Gilbertella persicaria, 246 nucleotides. RefSeq lists its product as uncharacterized. The record is from RefSeq and is a predicted model, not a curated record. The annotation marks the transcript as partial. The transcript has 2 exons. NCBI's taxonomy places the organism in Eukaryota, Fungi, Mucoromycota, Mucoromycetes, Mucorales, Choanephoraceae.